This is a messenger RNA of Exophiala oligosperma, 1441 nucleotides long. RefSeq lists its product as uncharacterized. Gene Ontology annotation, cellular component: lipid droplet; prospore membrane; ascospore wall. The transcript has 2 exons. NCBI's taxonomy places the organism in Eukaryota, Fungi, Ascomycota, Eurotiomycetes, Chaetothyriales, Herpotrichiellaceae. The coding region runs from base 51 to 842 and encodes 263 amino acids. The record is from RefSeq and is a predicted model, not a curated record.
AUGACUUCCUACGCAUGAUCUAACGGACAACAGGGCGCUCUUGUGUAAAGAUGAUCGCCUGGCUGGAUGCUACCUGGUUAUACCCCUUCAAGGGCAUUUACUAUUUCCUCAGACAUCCUUACCUCUACCCGCUCUUCAAGGCUCGACUGGUUCCUAUCAUACUACUUUCUGCAUUCAUCUAUGUCAACCUCUUCGUUUGGACUUUCUUGCCACAGGUGGCGUUCCUGGCCAUCUUUCACGGCCCAGGCGCAUGGCUGAACGCCACCUUCCUGGUGCUAGGAGAGGGCUCUGCGAUUGUCGCUUUGCUCUUUGAGGCUUUUUUCGUCGAUGAAACACUUGUUGACAUCUUCGAUGCUGUACUUAUUGACCAAGGGCUGGAGGAUCUUGUCAGUGAAGCUCGACUCCUCCACCAGGAUGGCCAAAACUCGGUGCAGAUGCUCGGAAACCCCACCACCUCAUCGAUCUACAGCCCCUUUAGCCUUCGCCAGAUCCUCGAAUUCGUUAUUCUCCUCCCUCUCAAUUUCAUACCAUUUGUCGGUGUGCCUCUCUUCUUGUUCCUCACCGGCUAUAGAGCUGGCCCUUUCCACCACUGGAGGUAUUUCAAACUGCUGGGACUGUCCAAAAAAGAUCGUACGGACUAUGUAAGAAAGAGGCAGUUAAAGUACACUUGGUUUGGAACUGUUGCACUAGCUCUUCAGCUGAUCCCUGUUCUGAGCAUGUUUUUUCUGCUCACUUCGGCAGCGGGGAGUGCUUUGUGGGCAGCGAAAAUGGAAAAGGCUCGCAGAGGUCGAGAAGCCAUCGCCUCGCCACACGGGGCAGAGUAUCACGACGACCCAGCGUAGCCAAUCAAGAUAUUAUAAUGCUAUGCCAUGCUUUUGGCAUGUUUCUCGACCGCAUCAGCAACCUCUUCCAAACUCUUCACAAUUACUGUUGGCCCGAUUCCAAGCCUAUCCUGCCAGCCGUUUCCUGCUCGAUCAACCCACGCUGCUUGCAUACCUACUGUUCGAGAUCCAGUAACAUCGAACGGGUUGCCAGAGACGAGCCACAUCUUGUCCAUCUCGUUCUUUUUGCCCAUCUUUUCAGCAAGGUGGAAAUAGGCCUCUGGGGCUGGUUUAUAUUUUUUCACGUCGUCAAUCGAGAUGAUACCCUUGAAGAUCGAAGAAUUAAGAUCCUCGGAACCGUGGACUGAGUUUGUUACCAUUGCAUUGGUCCCAUUAGAGAACACGACGCAUUCCACAUUGGAGUUAUCCUUGAGCCGCUUCAAGGCUGGAUUGACGUCUGGAAAGGUGGACAAGGAGUCAUAGGCCAGCAUCAAUUUAUCUAGAGCUGGGUCCUCGAGCCGAAGACCAUGUUCAGCCAAGGCAUGAAGCAGCGAGUUGCGAGUCACCUUGGAGAAGUCGUCAUACUUGUCUUCAUACAAAGUCAGCGAUCAGAUAUCCUC